This is a messenger RNA of Phlebotomus papatasi, 812 nucleotides long. It is a transcript of the gene Psf2, whose product is annotated as probable DNA replication complex GINS protein PSF2. Gene Ontology annotation, cellular component: GINS complex; nucleus. The transcript is spliced from 3 exons. Bases 87 to 680 code for a protein of 197 amino acids. Gene Ontology annotation, biological process: double-strand break repair via break-induced replication; DNA replication. The record is from RefSeq and is a predicted model, not a curated record. Lineage: Eukaryota; Metazoa; Arthropoda; Insecta; Diptera; Psychodidae.
GGCGCUAGUAGUCUGACGUUUCAGUUUUGGCGGGAGAUUGUUAUUGUGGAAAAGCUGUGUUCUAAAGAUUUUCUCAUUUUUCGACAAUGGAGCCCAGUGAAAUUGAGUUUUUGAGUGAAAACACAAUCUUGGGGAUUAUCCCAAACUUUACCUGUGAUGCAAUUCACUUGAUUUCUGGCAGUGUUGGCCCUUUUCGGGCUGGAUUGCCGGUGCAUGUACCAUUGUGGUUAGGUAUUCACUUGAGGAAGCGCCAAAGGUGUCGUUUUGUGGCCCCGGCAUGGAUGAAUGUGAACGAUUUGGAGGAACUGAAGGAAGAGGAGAAGAGACAAGCGAGUUUUGUGAAAAUGCCGGACAGUCACUACAUGCCAGUGACUAAAUUGCUACUCUCAGUGGCUGCUGAGGAUAUACCCGCCUCUUCAGAAGUCAGGACACUCAUCAAAGACAUCCACGACAUAAGAAGUUCUAAAUUUCGUUCCUUCAUGGACAACUUCAUCCGAGGAGACCAACAGAGGAUCAAAUUGGAUCAUUUAACCAGUCUGGAAAUUCAUACAUGGACUCCACUCUUUCCCCAUGCUCUGGAUUUUCUGGCCCGCCUAAAGAGGGGAGCUGAACAAGCCGCCUACAAUGCCAGUCGCACGAGAAAUUCCUCAACAAUCCAGCACAUGCACUCAACAUCUUGAGAGUGCAAUUCAUCCCGAAGAUCUCAUCACCAAGUAAGUCAAGUGAAAGAUCAUGUACAAAUUCUCAUUCUUUAUUUUUCAUUUCUCUUGAAUACAAAUAAAACCACUUCUCCCACGCACGAGAGAAAAUUA